Eubalaena glacialis (North Atlantic right whale) is the source of this 1686-nucleotide messenger RNA. RefSeq names its product RUNX family transcription factor 1 (gene RUNX1). Gene Ontology annotation, cellular component: nucleus. The transcript is spliced from 6 exons. The coding region runs from base 32 to 1393 and encodes 453 amino acids. Lineage: Eukaryota; Metazoa; Chordata; Mammalia; Artiodactyla; Balaenidae. Gene Ontology annotation, biological process: regulation of cell differentiation; regulation of transcription by RNA polymerase II; neuron differentiation. Gene Ontology annotation, molecular function: DNA-binding transcription factor activity, RNA polymerase II-specific; ATP binding; RNA polymerase II cis-regulatory region sequence-specific DNA binding. The record is from RefSeq and is a predicted model, not a curated record.
UGCAGGGUCCUAACUCAAUCGGCUUGUUGUGAUGCGUAUCCCCGUAGAUGCCAGCACGAGCCGCCGCUUCACGCCGCCUUCCACCGCGCUGAGCCCGGGCAAGAUGAGCGAGGCGCUGCCGCUGGGCGCCCCGGACGCCGGCGCCGCCCUGGCCGGCAAGCUGAGGAGCGGCGACCGCAGCAUGGUGGAGGUGCUGGCCGACCACCCGGGCGAGCUGGUGCGCACCGACAGCCCCAACUUCCUGUGCUCUGUGCUGCCCACGCACUGGCGCUGCAACAAGACCCUGCCCAUCGCUUUCAAGGUGGUGGCACUGGGGGACGUUCCAGAUGGCACCCUGGUCACUGUGAUGGCAGGCAAUGAUGAAAACUACUCAGCCGAACUGAGAAAUGCAACAGCGGCCAUGAAAAACCAAGUCGCGAGAUUCAAUGACCUCAGGUUUGUCGGUCGGAGUGGAAGAGGAAAGAGCUUCACUCUGACCAUCACCGUCUUCACAAACCCACCACAAGUCGCCACCUACCACAGAGCCAUCAAAAUCACAGUGGACGGACCCCGAGAACCUCGAAGACAUCGUCAGAAACUAGAUGAUCAGACCAAGCCCGGGAGCUUGUCCUUUUCCGAGCGGCUCAGUGAACUGGAGCAGCUGCGGCGCACGGCCAUGAGGGUCAGCCCACACCAUCCGGCCCCUACACCCAACCCUCGGGCCUCCUUGAACCACUCCACUGCCUUUAACCCUCAGCCUCAGAGUCAGAUGCAGGAUACAAGGCAGAUCCAGCCGUCCCCACCAUGGUCCUACGAGCAGUCCUACCAGUACCUGGGACCCAUUGCCUCUCCUUCUGUCCACCCAGCAACACCCAUCUCGCCUGGACGGGCCAGCGGCAUGACAACCCUCUCUGCAGAGCUUUCCAGUCGGCUCUCAACGGCGCCCGACCUGACGGCCUUCGGCGACCCGCGCCAGUUUUCCGCGCUGCCCUCCAUCUCCGACCCCCGCAUGCACUACCCCGGCGCCUUCACCUACUCCCCGACGCCCGUCACGUCGGGCAUCGGCAUCGGCAUGUCGGCCAUGAGCUCGGCCACGCGCUACCACACGUACCUGCCGCCGCCUUACCCCGGCUCGUCGCAGGCGCAGGGCGGCCCGUUCCAGGCCAGCUCGCCGUCCUACCACCUGUACUACGGCGCGUCAGCAGGCUCCUACCAGUUCUCCAUGGUGGGCGGCGAGCGGUCGCCGCCGCGCAUUCUGCCGCCCUGCACCAACGCCUCCACCGGCUCGGCGCUGCUCAACCCCAGCCUCCCGAACCAGAGCGACGUGGUGGAGGCCGAGGGCAGCCACAGCAACUCCCCAACCAAUAUGGCGCCCGCCGCGCGCCUCGAGGAGGCCGUCUGGCGACCCUACUGAGGCUGCGCACGCGCUCUCCGUGCGGCCGGGCGUCGUCCCGGAAGCGCCUCCUUCGGGCUCCGGCCUCGUGUGCUCGGGAAACCCGCGUGGGCCCGGCCGCCGGCCCUGGGGAGUGCGCCGCUGCCAACCGCCGUGGUGAUCUCGCUCCGGGCGGGGCCCCGGGGCCGCCUGUGCUUCUCAAGUCCGUGCAGUUCGCAAUUGCCGUUGGCCCAUCUCAGAUUUUUCUAACCUGAUGCAACUUGAGGGUGUCCGCUUCACCACCCCGUGGACACGCUGUAAGGCAAACAGAAAGA